AUGUCGGAACAAAGUAAGGAUCUGGGCGACCCCAGCUAUGCAGCUGAAAUCUCCCACUCCGAGGUGUGCAGUAGCCCUGGGAUCCCAAUGGAGGCUCCUCUGCCAGUCUCUCAGGCAGCGACUCUCGCAGAGCCACAGAACCUUCCUCCUAGACCGAUGGACGCAAAGCAGGCCUCACCGCAGCCCCAGGCCCUAAGCGACAAGGGGGACGCAAAGGCCCUGCAGCGGGCGGCAGAAGAAGGCCGCGCCCGCCAGGCCCUGAGUGCGUCUCCGGCCCAGCCUGGCCCAGCACCGCCAGCCCCUGCCCAGCUGGUUCAGAAAGCUCAUGAGCUCAUGUGGUAUGUGCUUGUCAAGGACCAAAAGAAGAUGAUCAUAUGGUUCCCAGAUAUGGUGAAGGAUGUCAUCGGUAGCUACAAGAAAUGGUGCAGGAGCAUUCUUAGGCGUACAAGCCUCAUCCUCGCCCGAGUGUUCGGGCUACACCUGAGGCUGACCAGUCUGCAUACGAUGGAGUUUUCACUAGUCAAAGCACUGGAGCCUGAGGAGCUGGACAGGAUGGCGCUGAGCAACCACAUGCCCAUGACAGGUCUCCUGCUGAUGAUCCUCAGCCUCAUCUACGUGAAGGGCCGCGGUGCUAGAGAGAGUGCAGUCUGGAAUGUGCUGCGCAUUCUGGGCCUUAGGCCCUGGAAGAAGCAUUCCACUUUUGGGGAUGUAAGAAAGCUCAUUACCGAGGAGUUUGUUCAGCAAAAUUACCUGAAGUACCAGCGCGUACCACACGUUGAGCCACCUGAGUAUGAGUUCUUCUGGGGCGCCAGAGCAACCCGUGAAAUUACCAAGAUGCAAAUCAUGGAGUUUCUGGCCAGGGUCUUUAAAAAAGACCCCCAGGCUUGGCCUUCCCGGUACAGAGAAGCUCUUGAGGAAGCUAGAGCCCUGCGGGAGGCUGACACCAUUGUCCACUACCCACGAAGCAGCGUUUCUGAGGAUUAG
Orycteropus afer afer is the source of this 984-nucleotide messenger RNA. It is a transcript of the gene NDN, whose product is annotated as necdin, MAGE family member. The record is from RefSeq and is a predicted model, not a curated record. Gene Ontology annotation, biological process: negative regulation of transcription by RNA polymerase II. Gene Ontology annotation, cellular component: nucleus. The transcript has a single exon. Lineage: Eukaryota; Metazoa; Chordata; Mammalia; Tubulidentata; Orycteropodidae. Bases 1 to 984 code for a protein of 327 amino acids.